AUGGCCUCCAGGGCUGGCGGCGGCGAGCCGUCGGGGUCCGCCUCGGCCAUCCUCGCCGACACCGCGAGCGGGUACCACAUCCUCAGGAUCGACGCCUACUCCCGCACCAUGGCGACUCCCAUAGGGAAGUACCUCGAGUCCCUCCCGUUCACCGUGGGUGGCCAUCGCUGGCGCAUUCGUUACUACCCCAACGGCGAUGACCAGGAGGCCAAAGAUUACAUCUCGCUUUUCGUAAAGCUCGAUGAAAGCGUCACCAAUGCAGUAACUGCGCAAUUCAAGUUCCGUUUCAUUGGCAACGUGGGGCAGGAGGCGUUGACACUGGGGGGACUGCGCAACUUCGAUAGUAAGGGUGCCGACGUGGUGUUCGACGUUGCCGGUCAGACGUUCGCUGCACACCGGUGCGUGCUCGCAGCCCGGUCACCUGUCUUCAGCGCAGAGCUCUUCGGUGUGAUGAAAGAGAGCGACACCGGAGGUGUGGUGCGCAUAGAUGACAUGGAGGCUCAGGUGUUCAAGGCUUUGCUCUACUUCAUUUACACCGACUUAUUCCCGAACGCGGCGGAAGAAGAUGAAGAUGUUUUGGCUCAGCAUCUACUGGUCGCUGCUGACAGAUACAACUUGGAGAGGCUGAAACUGUUAUGUGAACAGAAGUUGCGUGAGUACAUUGAUGUGGGUACUGUGGCAACCAUCCUGGCUCUAGCUGAGCAACACCACUGCCAUGGACUCAAGAAGGUGUGCUUCCAUUUUCUCAGCUCGCCUGCAAAUCUGAAGGCAGUGGUGGCCAGCGAUGGCUUUAAGCAUCUAAGCAGCAGCUGUCCCUCUCUUAUGCAGGAGUUGAUUGGCAUGCUAGCUAAUUAGUUCUGUGAUGCCUAAUUUCUUAGCAAUUGCGGGUGAUGUUUUCAGGACUUCUGUCGUCAAGUAGUUUGGCAAUGCUAGUGGGACUUGCAGCUGUAUACCCAAAGUUUCAAGAAGAUUCUAAGUAGUUUCAUCUGUUAGCACUUUGGUCAGUUGAUUGCUUCUGUGCAACUCUACCAAUUAAUACCGGAUGAUUUUGUUGUCUUCUAACUUUGAAUCUCCACUGGAAGUUCAUCUA
This is a messenger RNA of Panicum virgatum (switchgrass), 1090 nucleotides long. Its product is annotated as BTB/POZ and MATH domain-containing protein 1-like. Gene Ontology annotation, molecular function: protein binding. The record is from RefSeq and is a predicted model, not a curated record. The coding region runs from base 1 to 855 and encodes 284 amino acids. The transcript has 3 exons. Gene Ontology annotation, biological process: protein ubiquitination. Lineage: Eukaryota; Viridiplantae; Streptophyta; Magnoliopsida; Poales; Poaceae.